This is a messenger RNA of Centropristis striata (black sea bass), 3579 nucleotides long. RefSeq names its product mitochondrial glycine transporter B-like. The record is from RefSeq and is a predicted model, not a curated record. Gene Ontology annotation, cellular component: mitochondrial inner membrane; mitochondrion. The transcript has 8 exons. The coding region runs from base 528 to 1388 and encodes 286 amino acids. Gene Ontology annotation, biological process: glycine import into mitochondrion. Lineage: Eukaryota; Metazoa; Chordata; Actinopteri; Perciformes; Serranidae. Gene Ontology annotation, molecular function: glycine transmembrane transporter activity.
GUUGGCGUAACAGGGAGAUGAUGAUGCGUCGCCGCUUCACUAGAGGUGAACUUUGUUAGCCAGAUGCUAACAGUCGCAGCAGCACAGCAAGUGGCGCUUACUAACAUCAGUCACUGCUGUAUGACAGAUAUAAAUGCGGUUCAAUUUUCUUUCUAAAGGAAACAUCUUUUAAGGACUCGACCAACGCCAGGACAUCACCAGCGUUACAUAUUAUUAUAGAGGAGAGCCGUCAUUAAAGUUUAAUAAGUUACUAGAGUGAGCUAACACUGACGUUAGCUAGCUGCCGAGCAUUGCCAGAAAGUUCUGUAUUGAGCCAAGUGUUUGCUCUCAUUAGACUCUAAAGAGACCUUCACAGAUCAGACUGCCACAGCAAAUAACAAAAAACAUGGGCUUCCUGGAGCUGGCAGGUGUGACCAUCACCUUCAUCGGCCCUUAACACACUUCAAAGUCAGUAACGUUGGCUGACAUUAUCCAGCUUCAAAACGGCAGCACCAGGGGAGAAGCUGGACUCAGCAUCCAGGUCAAAGAUGGAGUUAGCAGCGGCUCACCCAGCUCUCAAAGCCUUUAUGUGUGGCUCUCUCAGUGGCACCUGCUCUACACUGCUCUUCCAGCCUUUGGAUCUGGUCAAGACAAGGCUGCAGACCCUGCAGAACAGUGCCAAGCCAGGAGCACCAAAGGUGGGGAUGUUUGCCGUUUUUAUCAACGUCAUUAGGACCGAGAAUUUCUUCAGUCUGUGGAAGGGAGUUUCACCAUCGUUUGUGCGCUGCAUCCCCGGGGUGGGCAUCUACUUCAGCACCUUCUACUCCCUGAAGCAGCACUACUUCCAGGAGCGGGCACCCAACGCUGGCGAGGCUGUUUUGCUUGGAGCGGGUGCCAGAACUGUGGCUGGCAUCUGCAUGCUGCCGUUCACCGUCAUCAAGACACGAUUUGAGAGUGGCUGUUACAACUAUGUGAGUGUGGUGGGGGCUCUGAGGAGUGUGUAUGAGACGGAGGGGGUCAGGGCGCUGUUCUCAGGGCUGACUGCCACGCUGCUCCGAGACGCUCCGUUCUCUGGCAUCUACGUCAUGUUCUACAGCCAGGCCAAGAAGUCGCUGCCUCAAGAGGUGACUUCCUCAGUCUACGUCCCUCUGGUGAACUUCGGCUGUGGGGUGGUGGCAGGUGUCAUGGCGUCUUUGGCCACGCAACCAGCAGACGUGGUGAAGACCCAUAUUCAAGUCAGCCCAUCCCACUGGAGCACGACAGACGCUAUCCACUACAUAUACACGGAGCACGGCAUGAGAGGUUUUUUUCGUGGGGCUGUACCCAGAUCUCUGCGACGCACCCUGAUGGCUGCUAUGGCUUGGACUGUCUACGAACAGCUGAUGGCUCGAAUGGGCCUCAAAUCCUGAAGAGCAUCAGUGUUGGGCCACAAUAAAACAGGAUAGAAUUUGAACGGAUAAUAAUGAAAUUCAUUAUUGUCUGACUGAAAGCCUUGUGAAGGCAGAGAAGGGAGCCGAGGAGCUUGUAGAGACGAUGAACCAGCACUACCAAGAUUUCUAGAAGAGGAACCAGGUGAAUAAAUAUGGCAGAGUAAGAAUGGUGUGUGUGUGUGUGUGUGUGUGUGCGUGUGCACGUGCGCAUGCGUGUGCGUGUGUAUUUGUUGAUAUUUAAAUGUUUGUGAAAAUGUGCCUGUUUGUGUCUGUUAAGUUCAAGAUUGUGAUGUUUCACCUGACACUUUUAAUGUCAAUCUUGGACUGAGGUGACACUCCCUGCUGUGAAGUGAACUUAUUCCUCCUCUCACUAUUUAUAUUUGGACUCGCUGAAGUCUGGCUGCCACAAAAAAUGCCAUUUACAGAGUGCCUGUGACUGUGAAGGUAUUUUAAAAAUGCUGUCAGGACAAACAGGAUCAGCGAGCCUGUGUACCGUUCAUCUGCUGAGGUACCCAAAAGCGAAGCACUGCAGAGAGAUUCGCCCUGCAAUAUCUACGAUAACUUGCAUUAGAUUGAGCAAUGUUUCUUACUUGCCAAUUUCCAGGAAGACUUAAAUCUUUAAUUUCUUGUUGGGCUCAGACAAUCACUAGUAUUCACACUGAAUUAUGGGAACAAAUCACAAUAAAGCCUUUAUUACCAUACUGCUCAAAACUAUGCUAAUUUAAAGUUUAUACACAAGUGUUAACACAUUCUCAGACCUGUAAUGGCAUUUCAGUCUGAUCUGGAUUUUGUGUUGUUUUUUUUAAUGGGUUUUGUAAUUAAAAUGCUUAAUAUUUUUUUAGGAUAAAAAAACCAGCAAUGCUAUUUGAAUCAUUUCCUGUGUUUAAGUAAGUGUUUUCUUAAUUUAACUUUUUUCCCCUACACAUUUAAUGGAUAGUUCUGAUUUUUUGAAGUGGGGUUGUAUGAGGUACCUAUUCAUUGUCAAUGUAUUACUACAGUAGAUGGCGGUCGUCACAUCUCCAGUUUAGAGAAGCAGGCAGGUUUCCCAACCAAACUUUUUGAAACACCAUAGUCACACAAUAACACAAACUAACUGAUCAAGGCUGCAGUGAACCAGCAACCUCCGAGUGCUGCAAGAUAAAAUGACAAUGGAGUCUGGUUGCCUUGAGGAGAGCGAAGAUAAAUGCUUCAGUUUCACAUCAGAAAAGGUUUUCUGAUGGCAAGAUAAAGUGAUGAAAUCUUCUGAAUAUAGUGUACACUGAAACUGUUAUUGAUUUUUUUUUUCUAAAGUUGGUACUCCUGCCUGCUUCUCCAAACUGGGGGCAUGCCGACCACCAUCUACUGUAGGUAACACUGACUAUGAAUAAAUACUUCAUACAAGCUCACUUUAAUAAAUCGGAACUCUUUAAAUACAUUACAAUCUUUACUUUUGAUUUUGUUGGAGUCAGUUACCUCCUGUGAGCAUAUUACCAGACCAUUAAGCCAACAGAUGUCACUGGUUAAAUCAUUGUGCUACUGUGUUCAUAAAACUUAUACAGAAUCCUUAUCAGCGCUGGAGAGAUGUGACAGAAAUUUACAUUUGCAGCGUCUUCCUGGCUUUGUGAAUAUUUGACUUAAUGCACAAUUAUUGGUUGUAACAAAAGAAGCCCAUAUUUUUAUGUUUAUUGUACAGUCUGCCCUUCGCUAUAAAUAUUAUUUAUUAUUGUUGAUAUAAAAAAAAUAGGUCAUAUAUUGAAAAUGUUUAUAGAUAUAAUGCCAAAUGGAAGAUGUUUUUAGUGAGGGAAAUUGAAAGACCUAAUUGUCUGAACAAAAAAAGAUCAUUACACACCCAAAGUGUAAACAUACUGAGGAUGUGUAAUGUGACAGUGAAGGUCAUGUAGCAGAAAGACAAAAUUUAUUGACAGGAAUAGGUUUCAGUGUUUGCUGUGUAACACAAACCGUAUCUAAAUGUACCAUAGUUCCCAUAUGGAAGUUUAACCUCGUCAACCUCGCCUUCAUCAUCACACCACUCCUCUCCUGUCGCCUUUGUUACUCCUCUGAUGUGACUAUGUUUUGUUUACAGUCAUUGUUAUUUAGAUAUUUUGUCUGUGCAUGUGUUUGCUCAGACGGACUCUGUGUCUGUGCCUGCCUGGUUUUUAAGUCAAUAAAUUUUCCUUUUUUUAAAGACUAA